Messenger RNA from Spodoptera frugiperda (fall armyworm), 369 nucleotides. RefSeq lists its product as uncharacterized. The transcript has a single exon. The record is from RefSeq and is a predicted model, not a curated record. NCBI's taxonomy places the organism in Eukaryota, Metazoa, Arthropoda, Insecta, Lepidoptera, Noctuidae. The coding region runs from base 1 to 369 and encodes 122 amino acids.
AUGCCGCACGGAGGCCGCGAGCAGUCGCCGCGCUCCUCCAAGCUCGGCCCGGCGGGGCGGGGGAGGGUUUUUAAGAAUUCCCGUCUGCGCCCCACCGAAACCAGAACACUGCACGUGGCAAUCCAACAAUUUGUCACCAGUGCCACGCCGACCCCAUCGGCCACCGAAGGUGCGGGGGAGGAAUUCUUCCCCCCGCCCCCCUCGAUCCCCGACACCCCGGUGUCGCCCUCGCCUCCGCUGCGCACGGCCCCACCUGCGUGGCCAACCGCGACGCCGGAAUCGGAACCUAUAGACGUGGUGCCGACCACCGCCACUCCGGCCGGCAACACAGCCGACCCCUGCGCAGUCCGCCCGCGUCCUCACAGUUAA